Vespa crabro (European hornet) is the source of this 4754-nucleotide messenger RNA. RefSeq names its product zinc/cadmium resistance protein (gene ZnT77C). Gene Ontology annotation, biological process: zinc ion transmembrane transport; intracellular zinc ion homeostasis; detoxification of zinc ion. The transcript has 10 exons. Gene Ontology annotation, molecular function: zinc ion transmembrane transporter activity. Gene Ontology annotation, cellular component: membrane. Lineage: Eukaryota; Metazoa; Arthropoda; Insecta; Hymenoptera; Vespidae. The record is from RefSeq and is a predicted model, not a curated record. The coding region runs from base 2785 to 4305 and encodes 506 amino acids.
UUUCCAGCAGUAUUAUAUAUUGUCUUCUUCUAUAAUCUCGUUGGUUCCACAAUUUAUUCACACAAUUCGCACUCUCAAUAAAUUAAUUACGAUUAAAUCUUAAUUUUGAAAUCACUAGAACAGUAAGAAAUGCCGCAACAAUUUUGGUUAUUUAUCCUCGCUGUUAAUGCCGUGACCUUGCUCGUCUUCUAACCAUGUACGACGGAUUUAGAAGCUUGGAUGCACACGGCUCAACUGAUCAGGAUCCCGUCAUCCGUUAUCCAUGCCAACUCUUCUGACAUGCACGUCGACUAGGUUGUUGCUCGCACUUUCUCCUUGAUUUAAUUUCUUGUUAAGAAGUCCCGUUUGUAGGAAGAAUAUCUAGGCUAUAUUUUUUACGUUAGCUUCCGAUUCCUAGCUAAUAAGUCUUUAUUAAAAUCACUAUUCAGUGAAGUAUUACUUGAUAAAAGAUUUGGAAGAAUCACUAUUGUCUUUCCUGAUAUUAAAUGAUUUGUCCAUUAUCAUGGUGCUCCCUCCAUGUUUAUAAUCGUUGAACAUUGUUGUUACAAUGUAUACAUAUGUUAAUUUUUCGAUAGGUGUACACAUAUUUACUUUAAAAAAUUUAUUUUAUUUAAUUGCCGUUUAUUAUCAAGGUCUUUAUGUCUUCAUCAUGACAAGUUCAUUAUAACUUAUAAAAGUCGUCAGGUUAGCGAUUUUUAAACAAUCAUGUUUUAUACGUUUUAUAUAAUUUAUAUAUACACAAACAUACACACACAUACGUGUAACAUCUACUUAUUCAUAAUGAGUUAAGUUUGGAAUUAUCCAACGUCGAUUCAAACUCUGAACAUUGUACUUAGAUUUGCUUUAUUAUCUAGAACUUAUUGUUGUUAGACUCACAAUCAGUCUAAGAUUAGUCUAAAGAAAAAAGAAGCAAUUUGGUUUGAUAUCGAAGAAGAUAAUAGUAAAGUUGUUUGAGAUUAGUUGGCUUAACAGUAUACGUGUACAAUAAGAAGUAGACGUUCGGAAUCCGUCAAAGCAGAAACAUUACCUUUUUAUCGUGUCAUGAAAAAAUUUCUUAUUGCUCUAAUAGAAAGCUCGGUUCUUCAACUUAUUAUGUUCUUCCUCUUCCAUCGAUAAGAAAAAAAGAAGAUACACUAAGCUGUGCCUUGAGAGAGAAAGUCGUUGGAAAAAUUGUUUAAAGAACGACGUACACGUUGUACACGCGAGUUUUCAGUUAUUUUUUCUCAUGAGUGCUGAGUAUUGUGAACAGAAAGAAUAGCGACGUUUUCAAAGCACAGAGAGAGAGAGAGAGAGAGAUAGAGAGAGAGAGAGAGAGAGACAGAGAGAGAGGGAGGAGAAAGAGAACGAUGGCAAUGAUCGGAAGGAGCGGACGAUUUAUAGUUCAAAGGCUAUUACCGUGACCGGAUGUUCGCAACUAACUCUCUCGUUGUUGGAUCCACCUCUGACUUUGCUCGUGAAGCUAACACGCUCAAUUUAGAUUGACUAUGAACGACUGUCAGUAAAAGGAAUGUCACAGUACUCUCAUGUAUACCUACGAGAGGAAUUUUCAUCAGAGAUCAACUUAUAAAAAUUCUUCAAACUGGACCAAUAUGGAUCUUCGGAAGAACAUUUUUAUUUGUCGUGAGCAUGUUGUACAUUUAUAUGUUCUGUUUACAUCGAGAGAUUAAAUUAAAUCGUAUAAAUUCCAUUUAAUAUCAAUCAUACAAUUAACUAUAAUGUUCAAUUAUUUUAUGCUUAAUAUUAUAAAAUAAUGGAAUAAGAAAAAUAAUGAAAUAAGAAUAAGAAAAAAUUAAACCAACUUUCUUCUUUUAUGCGAAAUGUGAAAAAAAAACUAUAGAUUGAUCUUAGAGAUUUAAAAAUUCAGCAAAUAAAGAAACGAGAAUACGAUAUUACAUAAUUUUUUGUAUGUAAUUUCUAAUAAUUAAUUAAACAAAAUAACGUGACGCAUUUUUAAUGUUACAACAAGCGUCCAACUUUUUCACAUACACACAAUUUUGCCAACAUAUUUGAAUCUUUUCUAUUAAAGAUUGUACGUCGCAAAAAAAUAAGAGAAAACAAAUAUUUCGACCGAUUUGAAUGGAUUUAUGAGCAUACGUAUAUAUGUACAUACAUGUAUACUUUACGCCUACGAUAAAUGUCGUAUUUCUUCAGAAACGUUGAAUGAGAACGAACAAUGAAUCAUUCUACGAAAAUUUUGUUGACAGAUCAGAUAGAAAGAGUUGUGAUUAUUAACGAAGUCAUUCCUUGACCGGUUUUUGACUCAGAUGGUUGUUUCUUUAUCUACUUGCAAAGAAAAGAAAAAGACAAAGAGACGAAAAGAAGGGGUUAUUGAGUGAGGAGACAAACAAGGAGGACAAACAUCCUUUCAAGGAGGAAAUACACAGAAGAAUAACACAGAUUCCUUACGAUUGUCAUUCGCUUUCUUCGAAGUCUAGUACAGCGGACUCUUAUCCUCUUUGUUAUUCGCUUUUCUUUUCUUUAUAAAGUGGGAUCUAUGAAGACGAACGCUUGCAUGUGUGAGAAAGAGAAAGAGAGAGAGAGAGAAAAAGAUAAAAAGAGAGGGAGAGAGAAAGAGAGAGAAAGAGAGAGGGAUAGACGAGGAGAGAGCCAGCUGCUUCGAUAAUAAAAAGCGUUGAGCCGAUUAAAGGGUAACGUCAGUCGAUGUUGUUCCUUCCUCCCUCUUGUAUUGAUCAUUGAUGUGAAAUUCGCAUAAGUUCAUUCGUUUUCGUGCACGGGAUUUAUUUAUUUUUCUUUGAAGAAUUUUAAAAAUAGUCGACAUAGGUCAUGCCAGUGAAAGAGUGGUUCAGAAAGCUACAGCCUGUACAGCUGUACUUGGUGGUAUUCUUCACUGUGGCAUUCUUUAUCAUUGAGAUGGUAGCCAGUCAUGUUACACACUCGUUAACGUUACUUCUCAACGCCUAUCAUAUGCUUUGUAACAUCAUUGCAACCCUCGGCUGUCUCGUUUCGAUCAAGUAUGCUCCUCGUGAAAGUUACAGAGGUGUUUACAAUAGUACGAGCAGUUCUCUUGGGGAUUCAGUGAUUUGUUUGGAUGGCCAGGAACAUGGUUCGAAUACUUCUUUAUCGACGAAGACAAAGCAAUCACGAUCGGACAGGAGAAUGAAGAAUAGUUUUGGAUGGGCUAGGAUCGAUAUCCUAACAAUGCUAAUUUGUUGCAUUCUCUUAGCUUCCUUCUGUUUCUCUCUCGUAGUCGAGGCGUUACAAACGUUGGUCCAUAUAGAUCAUCUCGAUGAGAUGCAUCAUCCGAUGGCAGUACUCUGCAUCGGGGUAGCCGGUAUUUUUCUCAACAUUUUUUGUUACAUUCUCAUUGGUGGAUUUACAUUUAAUCAAGGAAUAUUGUUGCAUGUCACCAAUAAUGGGGACGUCAUAUUUAGAAGGGAUAUAAAAUCACAACCAGAAACGGAAGGCGAACAACGAUUAGCAGCACAAACUAGAAGUUCUUUAGUUGUCCCAAGGAGUCAAGGAUUUCGAAGGAUAUGCCGUGACGUUCUCGGUUGCAUUUUUGUCAUGCUUGUAUCGAUAUUAGUGUACUUCACUGAUUCAGACGUAGCCAAAUAUUUAGAUCCCGUUUUUGCCAUUAUUUCAUCGAUAUCACUCUUAGUUCUGAGCUAUCCGUACAUGAAGGAAUCUGGUUUGAUACUACUACAAACCAUUCCAAAUCAUAUUAACAUCGAUUCCCUGAAAAAAGAACUACUUGAAGCUUUUCCAGGCAUUGUCAAUGUUCAUGACUUUCAUGUCUGGCAAUUAACAUCGCAAAAGAUUAUAUUAACAGUGCACAUAAUAUUUUUAGAUCCGAUGGUUUAUGCCAGUAUUAUUGAUCAAAUAACAGCGUUUUUUAUUGAAAUGGGUAUAACGCAAGUCACUAUACAACCAGAAUUUCAUAAGAUGAAGCCGACAACGGAUAAAACUGAUUGUUUGAUUCGUUGUCACGGUGAACUGUGUAGUUUGUCGCAGUGUUGUACAAGAGAAAAGCUUGGACAAAAAUCACCUUCCGAAGAGUCAUUGAAACACGUACACGUGAUCAAUAAGAAGUUUGAGAAAAAGGAGAUCAUACCUGCUUCACCGAUGAUAGAUUUAAAAAAAUUUGUGAUACACGAUGACGAGAGCCCAAAAUUGGCAUCUCCUACGACGAGUGGACUAAACAAUAGUGAGCCAUGCCAAUCAAAUGAUAAACAAGUACAAAGCAAAAAAGAUAAUGUUGACGACAAAAGUUCCUAUUCGGUAAGCGUGGUCGUUAAUGAUCAAAAACUUAUUGCUAAUGACUCGAGUCACGAUACCGUACCGUAAGUUUAUCCUUUUCUCGGUCGAGAAUUGUUACUUGGCCUGCAUUAUUUUUUAUCCUUUUUUUUUUUUGGAAGAAUCUUCCAACGAUAAGACUGUAUUUUAGUAUUAAGUAUUUUUAAUUGUGCAUAGAUAAAAAAAUCCUAUCGAUUAUCUAUCGAUUCAAACGUAAAAAUAGAAAAAGAAGAAACAAAAUAGAUGGAGACAGAACGAAAAUUAAUUUACGUCGGAUUUUUAUAGUUUAUAUUGUUAUAGUUUAUAGUUAGUAUUAGAGAUAGGAAUAUUUUAUAAAUAUAGUACAAACGAUUAAUUUUUCACUUACAAUCCUAACGUACGAAUUUAUGUUAAUUGUUUUUUCUUUAUUUUUGACUAAUUCAAGUGAGGAAAUUCGACUACAAGACUUAUUGUAGCUUGACAAAUUGUAAAUUGAAAUAAAUGUUUGUUAAAAAGUCAAA